CGCGGCCACGCGUGUGGCGUGUCUUCUGCUGAUCGACCGUCGUGAAACCCAGCAGGAGUGCCUCCGUUCCCUUGUUUCCCCUCUUCUGUGUUUGCGUCCGAGGGUCGUUCCUUUUAGGUGGUGUCCUCGCAGCAGUCUCUCUCUCUCUAUCUCUGUGUGUAGAGAUGGGGAAGAAUCAAGCGUACAAGGCGAUGCAGAGAGCGAGGAUGAGUUCGACCUCGGGAGCGCCCGAAAACAUCGAAGACGGAAUGAUGGAUGGUUCAUUUCAUUCACCAGAGUGGCAUGCUGCUCGCCUGGCAAGCCUUAAUACUUCUCAUACAAUAACUUGGGAGGAAUUCAAGAAAAAACAACGGGAAGAUGCACUGAGAAGAGAUGAGUUGGAGGCUGACAAAGAUAGGAUGAUGAGGGAGUACAGGGCUCAGUUAGAUGCAGAAAGAGCAAGCAAGCUAGCAAGUGGAAGAAACCACUCUCGCCACAAAAUUACUCUCAAAGAGAAAAAGGAGAAAGAAAAAAGAAGCAGGAAGAAAAAGCGUUCAAGAAAAUCCUCCGAAUCAAGUUCUUCCAGUUCAUCAUCUGAGACUUCUGGUAGUGAUGAUGAGGAUGACAAGAGGGAAUCGAAGAGAAGAAAAUCAAAAUCUAAGAAGUCAAGUAAGGAGAAGAGACACAAAUCAAGAAGCAAGCGUCCUGUCAAUGAUGAUAAAGCAGAUGGUCCUGUGCCGCUCUCGAAAUUCUUUAAUGCUGUACAGAGUGGUCUCCCUGUUCUUGGAAAGACCGACCAUGUUUGGCAGACGAACGCCAUUGAUUAGCAUAAUCAGGUGCCGGUAAGGCAGGUUUUGAAGAAGAAGCCAGAAUAUAUGCUGCUUCCAACCACUGGAACUUUUUUGGUCCUGCAUACUCAUAUGGUGGUUCUCUUUGUUAUUAUUCUAUUAAACUAAAAAACGUCCGGGUGGCUGAAUACUGAUUGAUUAUUGUGCAAAAAUUAGUGU
Molecule: messenger RNA, 986 nt
Organism: Nymphaea colorata (pocket water lily)
Lineage: Eukaryota; Viridiplantae; Streptophyta; Magnoliopsida; Nymphaeales; Nymphaeaceae
Exons: 6
Coding region: 165-806 (213 amino acids)
Source: RefSeq, a predicted model, not a curated record